This is a messenger RNA of Jatropha curcas, 1592 nucleotides long. RefSeq names its product syntaxin-42. Gene Ontology annotation, molecular function: SNAP receptor activity; SNARE binding. Gene Ontology annotation, cellular component: SNARE complex; membrane; endomembrane system. NCBI's taxonomy places the organism in Eukaryota, Viridiplantae, Streptophyta, Magnoliopsida, Malpighiales, Euphorbiaceae. The record is from RefSeq and is a predicted model, not a curated record. Gene Ontology annotation, biological process: intracellular protein transport; vesicle-mediated transport; vesicle fusion.
CAAAGACCGGGCUUCAGUUCAAAACCAUGAAAGAUUGGGCUUAAUCACCAGUGGAAGCCCAAACAUGAAAUGAUCAAGUCUCUAAAAAACGCGAGCCCAGUUUCUUUACGAAAACGCGCAAAUACGCAAAGUAGCGUCAGUUUUUGACAUUUCAGAGCUGCUCUGAUUCUCAAGAUCAAAAUUCUGUUUCAUCAAAACCCACUAAAAUCCUAAUUUCCACGACUUCAAAUCCUCUCGCGCUCCCAACUCUUCAAAUUCCGCAGAAACUAUUUUCCUCACUCCCUAAUCCUCGUCUUCUAUCAACAAACCCACGCUAAAUUCUCUUCUGGCCUUCCUGAAACCUUGCAUCUGAUUUUUUUUUUUUUGGUUAUCAAUGGCGACGAGAAACCGGACCAUGCAGUUCAAGAAGCACAGAGAUGCGGUGAAGAGCGUGCGUUCUCCUCUAUCAUCGUCAGCUUCGAGUUCGAGAGGUCCUGUUAUUGAAAUGGUUAGCACUUCUUUUCUUCGUUCCAAUCAUACCUCUUAUGCUCCUCUUAGCACUGAAGAACCGGUUCCUUCCAGUGAUGCCUUUACCAUUGGUUUGCCGCCAGACUGGGUGGAUGAUUCCGAAGAAAUAGCUGCAAAUAUUCAACUUGUUAGAACCAAAAUGGCGGAGUUAGUCAAGGCUCAUGCGAAAGCUUUAAUGCCUUCUUUUGGAGAUGGCAAAGAAGAUCAACGAACGAUUGAGGCUCUUACUCGUGAUAUUACUGAUUUGUUGAGGAAGUCUGAGAAGAGAUUGCAGAAACUUUCUGCCAGUGAGUCUCCUGAGGAUUCAAAUGUUAGAAAAAAUGUACAGCGUUCUCUUGCAACAGACCUUCAAAAUAUUUCAAUGGAUCUUCGGAGAAGACAAUCAACGUAUCUUAAACGUCUGCAGCAGCAAAGAGAGGGAUAUGAUGGGGUGGACUUUGAGAUUAACCUAAAUGAGAAGAAAUUUAGAUAUGAAGAUGGUGAAUCUAGUGACAUGGGUUUUAAUGAGCACCAAAUGAUUAAGCUAAAGAAGAGCGAACAUCUAACUGAGGAAAGGGAGAGAGAGAUCAAACAGGUUGUGUCAUCAGUUAAUGAGCUUGCUCAAAUCAUGAAGGACCUAUCUGUUCUUGUGAUAGAUCAGGGUACAAUUGUUGAUCGGAUAGACUAUAACAUUCAAAAUGUUGCUAAUUCAGUGGAGGAGGGCUUUAAACAACUGCAGAAGGCUGAAAGAUCACAAAAGAAAGGAGGAAUGGUGAUGUGUGCGACAGUGCUGGUUAUUUUAUGUUUCAUCAUGCUAAUCCUCCUGAUCUUAAAGGAGUUAUUUUUGUGAUAAUAUUGUUUUACCUUAGCGUGCUAGUUGUACUUGCUCCAAACGUGUACUUUCUUUUUCCUUUUUUGCCACUAAAGGUUUGCUAAUGGGAAGAAUAGUCUGCUAGCAGUCCGGGCCUUUUUUGUCCUCAAUUUUUUGACGUUAUUUUGAAAGUCUGUCAGGCUCUCUCCAUAAUUUCUUUGAAGGAUGACUUUGUUGUAACAAAAAUUUCUUGCAAAUAUCUCAUUAUAAAGAAGCUAAAGGCAUAAAAUAUUAA